AUGGGGCCAAUGGAAAAGGAGAGUGACCAGGAGAUGAGCACAAACGAUCACUACAAGAAAAACUUGCGCACAGCGUUGCCCCAGAUCAUCGCAGUCAGUGUCAAGAACCUCCUGUUGCUUGGCUAUGGGAUGACCCUGGGCUUCCCCACCAUACUCAUUCCGGCAGUAAGCCAGCCGCGCGACGGUGAAGUCCUGCACUUGAACGCUUCGGAAGUAUCUUGGAUUGGUUCAAUCAACCUCAUCGUGGUUCCCUUGGGUUGCGCAAUGUCUGGUGUGGUGACCUCCCCGUUAGGAAGGCGGCGCGCCAUGCAAGCAGUCAACCUGCCGUUCUUCAUAGCGUGGCUCAUGUUCUACUUUUCCUCAACAACAGGGCACCUGUACGGCGCCUUGUUCCUCACGGGCCUGGCCGGGGGACUGCUUGAGGCACCCGUGCUAACGUACGUCGCGGAGAUCACGCAGCCGUACCUGCGCGGAUCCCUGUCUGCCACCAGCUCCAUGUGCAUCAUCAUCGGCGUCUUCACUCAGUUCCUGUUCGGCUUGCUGAUGUACUGGCGCACCGUGGCCCUUGUCAACAUCACGUUUACGAUCCUAGCCGUGGUUGCACUGUUCUUCGUUCCCGAGUCCCCGCAUUGGUUGGUUUCCAGAAAACGCCACGCUGACGCUCGUAAGAGUCUGCAAUGGCUGCGCGGCUGGACCACGCCGCAAGCUGUGGAGGCCGAACUAAAAGAUAUACAAGCAUUGUUCAAAACAAAAAGAGCGGAGGCUGAUGACGUCGAGGAGCUUUGGACCGAGAAAUUAUCCCACUACCUGGACCGCAGUUUCCUCGUGCCUUUCUUUCUCGUCAGCUUUAGCUUCUUUGUGGGCCACUUCAGCGGGAUGACCACUUUACAGACGUACGCAGUGUCGAUCUUCCAAGCGCUGGACGCACCGCUGGACAAGUACCGGGCGACGCUGAUCUUGGGCGCGGUGCAGCUGGCCGGUGCGGGCGCUUGCGUGCUGCUGGUGCGCAUCACCGGCAAGCGGACCCUCACCUUGGUGUCAACCGCUGGGGCGGCAGCCUGCUGCCUUCUGCUCGCCGCCUACGACUUGCACAUGAAACUGCACGCCAGGCCGCACUCAACACUCCUGGUGAACGGAAACUUAGAAGAGAACCGGACUCUGGUAGAUGUCCCAGCUGCACUUGACACUGUGAAGAACCCAUACUCCUGGAUCCCCACAUCCUUGUUGAUGUUACUGGCGCUUAUCACGCAUACCGGCAUCAGGCUGCUACCUUGGAUCCUCAUUGGAGAGGUGUUUAGUGCCAAGACGCGCUCGGGAGGCGCCGGGUUGACCAGUGGCUUGGGCUACAUGUUCGGUUUCCUCACCAACAAGAUCUUCAUCAACAUGGUGGAUGUGCUCUCCAUAUGGGGCACCUACGGCUUCUACGGCCUGAUCUGCCUGACCGGGAGCGUGGUCUUCUACUUCAUAUUGCCCGAGACGGAGGGGAAGAAGCUGAACGACAUCGAGAAUCACUUCGCUGGUAUAAAAAAACUGACAAACGAAGUCUACCGUUCGCAGAAGCGGUCUACUGUCGAAGUGUCAAAGAUGCGCGAUCUGAAAGGCGCCACCAAUCCCACCUUUGAAGGAGACAACAUUAAUAUUUGA
Parnassius mnemosyne (clouded apollo) is the source of this 1644-nucleotide messenger RNA. The record is from the annotation of a GenBank genome assembly. Lineage: Eukaryota; Metazoa; Arthropoda; Insecta; Lepidoptera; Papilionidae.